AUGGGAGCAGUAGUAGCCAAACUCGUAUUUAAGAGUGGCAAAGACAAAUUCUCAACUAGUCAUGAGUCUCUUCUUGACAUUGGAGCGACUGAUAUCGAUGGAAACAGAAUUGAAAAACUUGGAAGCAUUCUUAAAGGAAAAAGAUGCACUCUCGUGAGCAAUCUUUACAAGGAGUAUCGUGAUUAGGGUUUUGAGAUCCUAACUUUCCCCUGCAACUAAUUUGGUGGCCAGGAGCCUGGUACCAAUUAAGAGGUCAAGCAAUUUAUCAGAGAACUCUAUGGAGGUGAGUGGCCAAUAUUUGAGAAGUCAGACGUAAAUGGAGAAAACAGUAAUGAAGUAUUUAAGUACCUCAGAUAUAACUCAGAGCUUAAUGACAAAGAGAAGAAGGAGGUCAAGGAAAUCCCUUGGAACUUCGCUAAAUUCUUGGUCAAUGAAGACGGAGAGGUAGUUGCUUACUUCGGUCCUAGAGUAGAACCAAUUACAAUGGUGAAGGACAUUGAAGCAUUACUGUAUCAAGGAUGCUGA
Messenger RNA from Stylonychia lemnae, 525 nucleotides. NCBI's taxonomy places the organism in Eukaryota, Ciliophora, Spirotrichea, Sporadotrichida, Oxytrichidae. The record is from the annotation of a GenBank genome assembly.